Molecule: messenger RNA, 2094 nt
Organism: Aspergillus viridinutans
Lineage: Eukaryota; Fungi; Ascomycota; Eurotiomycetes; Eurotiales; Aspergillaceae
Product: citrin
Exons: 4
Coding region: 1-2094 (697 amino acids)
Biological process (GO): malate-aspartate shuttle; L-glutamate transmembrane transport; aspartate transmembrane transport
Molecular function (GO): L-glutamate transmembrane transporter activity; calcium ion binding; L-aspartate transmembrane transporter activity
Source: RefSeq, a predicted model, not a curated record
AUGACCGUCAAAGAAGCUGUCAAGGAGUCGUUGCUCGGCAGCUCAAAGGAGCCGCAGCUGUCGCAACAGGUCAAGCAUCAUUUCUUUCACCAUGCACGGAAAGAUGAAAGUACUGGCGAGUUUUAUAUGACGGAGGAUGACUUUAUCAAUGCUAUUGCGCCAAAGCAUGAGGAUUAUCACAAAAUCAAGCGCGAACAUUAUGGACUCCUCUUCAGAGUCGCCGACAAGCGAAGAGCCGGUAAACUCAGUCUCAGUGACUGGGCGACCUUCGAAAACCUCCUGACCAAACCCGAUGCCGAAUAUGAGAUUGCUUUCCGACUCUUCGAUCUGGAUGGAACGGGCACAGUGAAGUGGGACACCUUCAAGGACCUGUACAAUAUGAACAAGAGCAGUGACAGUAUACCUUUCGAUUGGAAUUCGGAAUGGGCUUCCUUGUACUCCGGACGGAGCAAGGCCCGGCACGACAUGACAUACCCCCAGUUCGCUCAGAUGCUCCGAGGAUUGCAGGGCGAGCGCAUUCGGCAAGCUUUCCACAUCUUCGACAAGGACGGUGACGGUUACAUCGAGCCCGAAGAUUUCCAGCGUAUCAUCCUCGAGACCUCGAAACACAAGCUGUCGGAUUAUGUCCUGGAAAACCUUCCCAGUCUGUGCAACAUCUCAGCGGGCACCAAGAUCUCGUACGCUACCGUUCGUGCUUUCCAGAAUAUCAUGCGUGAGAUGGAUAUGAUCGACGUUAUUGUCCGCGAAGCCACCCAGAAGAGCGAAGACGGCAAGAUCACGCGCGCCGACUUUCUCAACGAAGCUGCUCGCAUUACGCGAUUCUCGCUUUUCACACCAAUGGAAGCGGAUAUCCUAUUCCAUUUUGCUGGCCUCGAUGCGCCUUCCGGCCGACUAUCUCAGAAGGAUUUCGCCAAGGUCGUUGAUGCCUCCUGGCGUAUGCCUUUGGCUCUGGCUGGACAGGCCGUCUCCACUGCAACAACCACUGCUCAAGUCGCAGCUGAAAAGACUCGGUCGGUGUUGCACAGCAUUUUGGAAUCGGUCCACCAUUUCGCGCUUGGCAGUCUUGCAGGCGCUUUCGGCGCCUUUAUGGUUUACCCCAUCGAUCUCGUCAAGACGCGCAUGCAGAACCAACGUUCGACGCGUGUUGGCGAAAGACUGUACAACAACUCGCUUGAUUGUUUCAGAAAAGUCAUUCGCAAUGAGGGCUUCCUAGGCCUGUAUUCCGGUGUCCUGCCUCAAUUGAUCGGUGUUGCUCCGGAAAAGGCCAUCAAGCUGACCGUGAACGAUCUCGUGCGUGGCCACUUCGCCAACAAGGAAAACGGCAAGAUCUGGUAUCCCUAUGAGAUUCUCGCGGGUGGUACUGCUGGUGGUUGCCAAGUUAUCUUCACAAAUCCCCUCGAGAUUGUCAAGAUCCGCCUGCAGGUUCAGGGUGAGAUUGCCAAGACUGUCGAGGGGGCUCCCCGUCGCUCGGCCAUGUGGAUUGUGAAGAAUCUGGGUCUGGUGGGAUUGUACAAGGGUGCCAGCGCUUGCUUGCUCCGUGAUGUUCCCUUCUCUGCCAUCUACUUCCCCACCUAUGCCCAUCUGAAGAGCGACGUUUUCGGCGAGACUCAAACACAGAGACUUGGCAUUGUGCAGCUGCUCACUGCCGGUGCCAUUGCCGGUAUGCCGGCCGCUUAUCUUACCACACCCUGCGAUGUUAUCAAGACCCGUCUGCAAGUUGAAGCUCGCAAAGGAGACGUUCGUUACAAUGGCUUGCGCCAUUGUGCGGCCACGAUCUGGAGGGACGAAGGUUUCAAGGCCUUCUUCAAGGGUGGUCCUGCUCGUAUCGUUCGUUCGUCGCCGCAGUUCGGUUUCACACUGGCUGCCUAUGAACUGCUGCAGAACUGGCUUCCCAUGCCCGGCACUCACGUUGACGUCACUCCCUCGGGACAUGUUGAGCCCGGCGUUGGGUUACAGAGUGCCAAAGCACCUCUCCCUUAUCUGAGGUCAAGAAACGCUCUGAAGCUCCUCCUCGACCUCGACGAGAACAUUGGCCGCGUCUAUAUCCCCCAGGCCGAUAAAUGGCCCAAAUUCCUUCAGCCUUCGAAGCAAUGA